Messenger RNA from Cyprinodon tularosa, 9245 nucleotides. RefSeq names its product SH3 and multiple ankyrin repeat domains protein 1-like. The record is from RefSeq and is a predicted model, not a curated record. Gene Ontology annotation, cellular component: postsynaptic membrane; postsynaptic density; dendritic spine. The transcript has 29 exons. The coding region runs from base 315 to 7331 and encodes 2338 amino acids. Gene Ontology annotation, molecular function: synaptic receptor adaptor activity; ionotropic glutamate receptor binding. NCBI's taxonomy places the organism in Eukaryota, Metazoa, Chordata, Actinopteri, Cyprinodontiformes, Cyprinodontidae.
AAGAGUAUGUGAAGGAAACAGUGAAACAGAAGCUGCACACUACAGUAGCUCAGGAUGGCUCACUAGAAGAUUAAAAAAUGUGAUUUUUAAAGCACUUUUUUUCAGAUGUUUUCUCUUUCUGAAACUCUUGUACUAUUUUUUUACUCUUUUUGUGGUUUAUCAAGACAAACACAGAGGAUACAAGAGGGAGAUCCACAACCAGAUUGAAAGCAUGUUUCCAAGGAUGAAGCCGGUCUCAUGGGAUAGCCAUGUUUUGUCUCCAUGACAGCCAAAUCCCUCAGCCCUCGUUGCAGUGACCACCUGCACAGCAAAGGAUGCUGGGAAAUAAUGAGCAUUUUUAUUCCAGUCAGGAUGACAAAGAUGGGGAGGAUGAGGACGAGGAAGAAGAGCAAAGUCGAGAGACGAGAAAUGACCCUGCUCAACGUAGCAGGGAGAACGGAGGACUAGAAGGUCUGGAAGAGAAGGAAAUGAUCGGAGGACGGCAAUCCUGGGAAGGGAAGGGCAGUGAGGUGGUGAAACCUGCAGCUAUUGUGGUUGGUAGACAGAGAGUGGACCGGCCGCUGAGGCCAGUUAACCCAAACGCCCGGGGCAUCCCCAACAUGUCCAAUGCGGCCCAACCAUAUCAUCACACUACUAACAAGCUGCAGCAGCAACAUCUCAUGGCAGCAAAGAGACGAGCUCUCAUGGAACGCAGCAUGACCACAAUGGCUCCUCAGGAGGACACCUUCCUGACCAUGAUGGUGUUUCGCAUCGGGAUCCCUGACAUCAAACAAACAAGGUGUCUCCAGUUUGACCAGGACUGCACCGUGUGGAGUGCCAAGCAGCAGAUCGUCUGCUCGCUCGGUGAGUCCCUAUGGGACGUCUACAACUACGGACUUUUCCAGCCGGCUGGAGAAGGACGAGAUGCCAAAUUCCUCGAGGAGGAGCGUCCCCUGCGAGACUACGCACGCACCUUUGAGAAAGGUGUUCCCUACCUUGAGUUUAGGUACAAAACCAGAGUUUAUAAGCAAACCAACCUGGAUGAAAAGGCUCUGGCUAAACUCACCACAAAGGCCAGUCAGAAGAAGUUCAUAGAAUAUGUUCAGACUGGAGCAAUGGAAAAAAUGGCAAAAGUUCUGGAUAAAGGUCUGGAUCCAAACUUUCAUGACCCUGACAGUGGAGAGACUCCACUCUCUGUGGCUGUGCAGUCCGGCCUGUCGGUGGAGGGAAUCAGGCUGCUGGUUCUGGGUGGAGCCCACAUGGACUUCAGAAGCAGAGAUGGGAUGACAGCGCUGCACAAAGCUGUCAGAGCUCACAAUCAUGCUGGACUGCUGGCUCUUUUGUCUCUCGGAGCGUCUCCUGACUACAAAGACCGCUGUGGCCUGACCCCGCUGUACCACACUGUGCUGACAGGGGGUGAAACCUCCUGCUGUGAGACCUUGCUCUAUUACAGGGCGAAGCUGGGCACCCGGGAUGAGAAUGGCUGGGAUGAGAGUCAUCAGCACAGGGAUGAAGAGGAAUUUGGAAUGGAAGAAAUACAUAAGGCUUGCCAGAAUGGCUUUGCACAGCAUUUGGAGCAUCUGCUGUUUUAUGGAGCAGACACUGCUUCUCAAAAUGCCUCAGGGAACACUGCACUUCACAUUUCAGCCCUAUACAAUAAGGAAAGCUGCGUCCGGGUUCUUCUGUACAGGGGGGCAAACAAGGAGGCCAAGAAUAAGCAUGGUCAGACCCCUUUUCAGGUGGCUGUGAUGUCAGGUCACUUUGAGCUUGGGGAGAUCAUCAAAAAUCAUAAAGACACCGACAUCGUUCCCUUUCUAGAAUCGCCAAAGUUUGUUCCCAGACGAAAAGACAGUGUCCACACGCUGCCUCUUCCUUCACUUCAGUCCCACCCCCUCCUGCGUGCUAACAGUGAUAACACCAUGACCCAGUCUGACCCUUUGAGCCUACCCAACAAGGCUGCAACCAAUCCCAACCCCGGACAGGGCCAGCGCCGGGCCUCCAUAGGUGUCAGAAGCUCCAGCAGUCCCAGAAACCGCACACGCUCCCCUUCCAGAGGCAGAGGGGGCCAAAGUGAUACAGAGGAGAGACAGCGACAGCCCAGAGGCAGACAGGGCGCGCCAUCGGCUGGCAGUGGAGGAGGCCAGAUGAAGCGGAUGUACAGCGCAGUACCAGGACGAAUGUACGUGGCCAUUCGUUCCCACUCAGCAAGUGGAGACAGAGAACUCUCACUUAACAAAGGAGACAAAGUAAAAGUGCUGAGUGUAGGAGAGGGGGGGUACUGGGAGGGAACAGCGAGAGGACGUACUGGCUGGUUUCCUUCUGACUGUGUGCAAGAGGUAGCCCCACCCAGCAAAGAGAAAGAGACUCGGAGUGAAAAAGCUAAGAGGAAACUCUUUCGCAACGUUACAGUGGGAGCAUAUGAUGGCACUGAUGGCCCAAGCGACUACAUCAUUAAGGAGAAGACAGUGCUCCUACAGAAGAAAGACAAUGAAGGCUUUGGCUUUGUACUUAGAGGAGCCAAAGCUCAGACUCCCAUAGAGGAGUUCACCCCAACGCCAGCCUUCCCUGCGCUGCAGUACCUAGAGUCUGUUGAUGAGGGGGGCGUGGCUUGGAGAGCGGGCCUGAGGAUGGGGGAUUUCCUCAUCGAGGUAAACGGCCAGAAUGUGGUGAAGGUGGGCCAUCGUCAGGUGGUUAACAUGAUCCGACAGGGGGGGAAUAGCCUCAUGGUGAAGGUGGUGAUGGUUGCUAGGAACCCUGAGCUGGAGGACACAGCAAUAAAGAAAGCGCCUCAACAGACGAAAAGACUGACCCCCCCUGCCAUUGCCCUGCGCUCAAAGUCUAUGACAUCAGAGCUCGAAGACAUGGUGGAGAAAGCUGCCUCUCCGUGGAAAAAGAAAGCAGAAUAUGAGCCUUCCCAGGGUCCUGAUAAGAAGAGGACAGUUUAUCAGAUGGCUUUAAAUAAACUUGAUGAAAUAUUGGCUGCUGCCCAGCACACUAUUACAUCAGACAACCAGGGCCAGAGGGGUCAUGGAGGCAAGAGGGACCGGAGCAAGAGCAUAGUUCCCAACGUCUCCAAUGAGCAACCGUAUGAGCAACAAUCAUCUGUGAGCAUGAUGCAGACUGGGCAGGGAUUUGGCUACAACCAGGCCCAUUUUCAACCAGGCCACGGACCUCAGCAUGCGGUCAUGAUGCGCCAAAAAUCCAUUGGUGUUACAGAAGAAGAAAGGCAGCACCUCCACCCACCUGCUAUGAAACUAGCUCGUAGCCUUUCAGUGCCAGGACCAGAAGACAUCCCACCGCCCCCCAACACGUCAGCCCCUGAGCCACCUUUAUCAGCAGGCCCUUAUCCUGGGAGAGGCCCUGCUAUGCCAAUUCCCCCAAUUUCUCAACCCCACUACCAACUCCAUUCACAGUCAGCACAUCCUGCACAGCCUGUCUGGGAGAUGGGAGGGCCUGGUGUCAUAAACCAACAGGUCAUGGUGCCUACCCUCCGCAGGCAGUCAGAUGGACUGUGUAUAAGAGAACCAGAGGCACCUAGAAGAGGUGGUGGUAAAAUGGGAGGGCUGAGGAGAGGAUACAGCAGUGCCACACCACCAACAAGUGCAAAACCAAAGGCCCAACAGACACAACAUCCUGCACAACUCCCCAGCCGAGAGCAAGUUGGACGAGAUGGAAGGGGGGUAGCCAGGCGUGGAGGUCGUGGGGCUUUGAUUAAGCAGUCAAAAGUUGAAGAUGGGCUGAGACAACAUAGGGGUAAAGGAGGUGCAACCAAAGAAAAGAGUUCCAUCCCCAUCCCUACUAUCAUUGUCAAAGCUCCAUCCACCAGCAGCAGUGGUCGAAGCAGCCAGGGUAGCAGCAUGGAGGCAGAGCCCUCCCAGGAUGUAGAGGAUCAGACUUCUGGAAAUGUAAACCAAGACAACUCCAGCACAAGUCUACCCUCACCACUGACCCCCUCACCACCUCAACCAACUACACCAAAUUCUUUGCCUUCAUCAAGCGUUGCACCCACUGUGUCUUCUCAGCAAAACCUUGAAAAGUUGGAAUAUACAUCAACAUUUGGUACAGCAUUUAGCGGAGGAGGGACACGCAGGGACAGAGAACGAUUAAGAGAUAUGAGACGAAAGAGUGCUUCAUUCUUCCAAUCAUCAGAGGAGGACAUCCAAGGAGAGGCAGGAGGUGGAGCAGGACAGGGAGGAGGAGAAGCAGAUGAGGCUCAGGUUCAGCCUUUGCAAGGCCCAAAAAUUGAGGUGCCCACCCCUCGAAUUCGGCCUUCCAAGUCUAUAGAUGAGGGCAUGUUUUCUGGAGAAAACUACAUGAACUAUUCCAGUAGCAUGCCCCCCGCCUUUGGCCUUCCAGAGUACUCUUCACCUAUCCUUAGCCAAGAUGGACAGCCCAAGUCAGCUCCCUCAGUCUAUGGAAACCAGCCUACUACAACUUUUAUUCACCCACUGACAGGGAAAGUGCUUGACCCCUCGUCCCCACUUGGUCUGGCACUAGCUGCAAGAGAACGAGCUUUAAAAGAUGACCGUAGGACACGUCGCGAUGAUAGACACUUUGGCAGGCAGUUGUCGACGGUUGGAUCCUUCCCCACACCUAUUCAGACCCCAACACCUUCAUUAUUUGCAACCCCAACACAAUCAACGUAUACUUCUCCAGUGUCUCUUCACCUUGGAUCCCCCUCUGUCACCACCUCACCUUCAUCUUUAAGUCGGCCACAGUCACCAAGAAUUUUACGUUUAGGAGGAGGUGGGGAAAGGGUGGAGAGAGAAAGAGAGGGGGGACCUAAGGAGGGCCUUAGAGUUCGUUUUUCUGAGGACAAAAACAGCCAGUUUCCCACACAGUACUACCCACAGAGCAGCAGAGAGAGAGAAAAGGAGAUGUAUGAAAGAGAACAUGCUCAGCCUGUUCAGCCUCCUCCCCCGCCAGCUCAACCUGCCCCCCGUAGACCUUCCUAUCUGCAUAUGGAGAACAUUCCCAACACAAGCUAUAUUCCACAGUAUACUGUCCCCACAGCUCCAUCGCAGACUAAUGACACAAUGGGAGAGGCAAGAGCUGGGGCAGGUGGCCUAGGACUAAUGGUUCUGCCUCCACCAGCUCCCUCAAUUGAUGUUGAUGAAGAGUUUGUUUUUGCAGAUCCCUUACCCCCUCCUCUACAGUUUGCUAAUGGAAAGAAUGAGAGAGCGCUGGAGUUCUCUCAGCAUCAUAGUCAUCACAUUUCCUCUGUUGCUCCACCUCCACCUCCACCUCCUCCAUCUCCCAAGCCCCAAAAUCCUCCACAACAAUCUUCACAAGGUGGAGACUCUGCCACCUCCAGCCUCACUUCCUAUGAUAGCGAAGUGGCCAACCUCACACAAUCUGCACUUUCUCCUUCAUAUCCAUCCCCACAGAUAUUUGCACCAUCAUCCACCACCACCUCCUCAGCAGCUACUGUGCCUACCACCUCAAUACACAGACCCCAACCUAUGUCUCAUUCACACCCUUUCUACAGCAGCAGUAAUGACCCGUCCAUUGGUGUUCAGUCGCAGGCCCAGGACAGAGGCACAGCUACCCUUACUACUACCAUGACUUAUGCUACAACUACGAUGACAGCAACUGCUGCUGCCACAACAACCACAACCUCUCCAGCAUCCUCUGAUUAUACCAUGGCUGGGGUCAAAGUGAGCAUUAGCACAGGAAAUAAAGAAACAGAUCCUACUCAUUCCAGUGCAGUUAUUCCGAAGAGUGGAGAUUGGCAAGAUACAGUGGUGGAUUCUGGAAUAGAGGAGCUGGACAGCCAUAGCAGUAGUGACCAUCACCUAGAAAUGCUGGGACUAAGUGGCUUGAGAGGAGAGAAAAUAGGACAUGGAGGCAAUGCACAAGGAAGAGAGGGAGAAAAAGUCAGUGAUCAUCAGGAUACCUGCAUAACUUACAGGGGAGGGCAAACAUUUGAGUUGCACACCUCCAAACUGGCAAACCCUGUCUUUCCAAAGAUGACACAUUACAAGGAAGUGGAAGGAAGGGGCCAGCCUAUUGCAUUACGUAGACAGAACAGUACCAACCCAGCCCCUUUGCAGUUGCAGAGACAAAGCCACCCCGAAGAUGCCAGUUUAGAUAGAACUCUUGUUGAUGACAGAAAGCACAAGCAGAGUCGACCCAGAAUUGAAGAUGGCUUUAGCUCUGCCCUAGCUGCCUGUUUAGAGAGGCCAGUGGAGCCUCGAUCAGUGGUCUGGGGUGACAUUGCUGAACAUGAGCAAGUGGGAGUUCAACACGGGGGUAUGGUUAUGGAGGGCCGCAGGCUUCACUCACCUUUUUCUGGUGUCAAAGCCAACAUCAUCAAUGAGCUGAGCUCCAAGCUUCAACAGAUGAGUAGCAUGAGGAGCAUGGAUGACUGGAGCCAUGCUCCUAAGUCCCCCAACAUACAUAGGUAUUCUGCAGAUUUUACUGAUGCCUUCCACAGCCCACCAACUGGUCGCUCCACCUCACCACUACCAACCUCCUCCCCGCAGCACCGACAGAUCCUGACUCCCAACCUCUCGGCGUCCCCUUCCAUCUCUCCAUCUCCUCAAGUCCCAGUUCAGCGCAACUGGACCCGAUCCCCUUCUCCUCAGAUGCCUACGUCGCCGGUACAUUCCCAUCCUCCCCAUUCUCCAACCUACUGCCCAUACCCAACAUCACCUAAGCACAGAUCUAAGUUGCGCAGGCAGACGUUUGAUUUUCAGUGUAGUCCCUCUAAGGAGAUGCGAUCCUCGGUUUCCAGGCGUCGGGCUCCGAGCCCACUCAUCUACAGCACCGAACAGCCGAACCCCACACCUCCCAGACCAUCUUCUCUUCCUAUCCUACCCUCAACGCCGAUCUACAGUAACCCCUUCGACUUUCCUGGCCCCCUCACUCCUCCAUCUCCUGGUCACUCUCUUGGAGAUCCCUACCAUGCUUCAACUCCUCCACUGUUCUCUCCAUCUGGUGUGCCAACUCCAAACCCGCUGCUUGUCUCACGCUCCCUUUCCCCGACUCAUUUCUUCUCUGGAGCCUCCUCCCCUUUGCAUCUACCCCCCAGCCCUUCUUGUCUUAACUAUCCUCACCUUAGCCCCGCUCCCCCUGCCAAACCCUUCGCCAUCAAACCUCUACCCUACUGGACCAAGUACGACGUUGCCGACUGGUUGACUUACUUAAAUUUGGGCGAACACAGGGAGCGUUUUAUAGACAAUGAGAUAGACGGAUCUCAUCUCCCUUCGCUUACCAAGGACGACUUCUUGGACCUAGGAGUAACACGUGUGGGUCAUCGAAUGAACAUCGAGAGGGCCCUCAAGAAACUCACUGACAGGCGUCUCUCCUCUCCUUUGCAUGUCCCCACAUCUCCUCGAGACACAGACUGAGAAAGUGAAGGGACUGAUGAUUCAGAGGUGAAAGGAAAGGGAGAGAAACUAAUUGACAAAGGUGAUCAAUAUCAGAAGAUGUGGAAGAGAAGAACAGUGGACAUCUACAGGCUGCGGUUUAGCAAAGUCUAAGGCGGUAGAUAUUUGUGGGAAGGUGUUUGCUUUACUGUUGAUAAGUUUGUGGAAUGAGUAUAAAAACAUUCUGAAUGUCCUAAGUUGAUGGUUUUUAAGUGAAAAUAUGUUUCUAAACUUUUGAUGGACAGGCUUUUAAUUAACACACUAUUUUGUGGCAUAAAAAAAGAAAAAAAAACACACUUACACAGUUUUUUUCCCCAGGCACAGUGACAGAUGGAUUCUCACACCAUCUGCUGUUCAGAGCUGCUGCUGCUGAGAAAACUUAAGUUGGAGUUUAAAGACAAGCAGACAAAUCGCCCGAGAAAAUGUUAUCUACUGUGACUGAACCAGAGGCUCUAUUAAAAGCAGAGACGUGAACCUCACAUUCUGACGUCUGCUUUGUGCUCUUCAGCAGAUCUGAUAAUAACAAUAUGGAAGAGUUUUUUUUGUGGGGUUUGUAAAUGAUAGUAACAAAUAGACAUAAAUAGUAUUUUAUAUGAAUACAUUAAUACAUAUAUAUAUAUAUAUAUAUAUAUAUAUAUACAGAUUUUCCCCAAAGGAUGCCCCAAUAAGCUUUGUCUGUUUGUAUUUUGCAAAUAUAUCUUACAUGUUAAACAAGAUUCUCUAUUAGUAACAGAUCAUUUGUUUUGUACUCAGUGCUGAUAGAAAUUAUUCAGAUAAAACCAGUCAGGGUGUUUUUUAAAUGUUAAAAUUACACUGUAAAAUUUAGGAAGAGAUUUAAAAACUUCAUACAUUAUUCUCCUCAGAUCCAGACAGAACAUUGGUGCAAAUUUGUCACUAGCAAGAGGUUUUCCCCUGUUUUGGGUGAAAGAAAAGUUUAAAGUUGUAUCACACCGUCUUCUUUUCUUUAAUUUACGUGGGGUGAUCAAAAAGGGCUUUUUACUGCUUCUCUGUUUGCCUGAAUUUCUUAACCUUCUGCCUCUGUGAGUCAGCAUUUCCAAUUAUGUUGGUGUGUUUCUGUCUCCCUUGCUCCUCAAUUGCUUCCCCUGACUUAUACCUUCUCUUCCUAAUGCAUUUUCCAUAAAAGCAAAAGCUUGUACUCCUCUUAAAAUGUUUAGUUUUUCUCUCUGAAGUGACAAUCCCAUGGUUUCAAUGUUCCUCAAUGCAACUAAACAAAUUCUCCAACCUACUUUUUACAGGUUUUCGCUGUAAUAAACUUUCAAUUACAGCAUGUGUUAUAUAUUUGGUAUCCCAUUUUAGGCUUUGAAUUAAAAAGCCAGUGCAGUCAUUUCAAUGUGGGGCAAAACACACAUCACUUAUAUCUCUGUAUGUAAUGACAAUAAUAACAGCAAAGAGAAUAAAGAUAUAGUAUAUUGAAGAUUAUAAUAUUAGGUAUGUAAACAUUUUUAAGAAUCUCUGUCUUCCAGAUCAUGUGGACAAAUUCUUCAACAUUUUAUGCUUAAUUUUUGGAUUUUCUGUAAAUGCUUUCUAUUCUACGGUGGUGAACCUCAUGUUAAGGCCUAUUCUCUCCAUGUGGGCACCAACCUGUGACUCUGUCUCCUCAUUGAGUUAAUCCAGUGCUAUCUGAUGAUGGACCGCCAUUCUGAGAGGCGAACACAGACUGAGCAGUAGCGUAGAAAGCAUUACACAUUAUGAAUAACAGAGUAUUUUUAGGCCUAGUAAAAUGCAUCAUGACUACGUACAGUAUGAGCAUAAGUAUGCAGAGAUAAAAGGUAUAUAAAUAUUUAUACAUUUUGUUUUGAAUAAAAUAAAGUAUAUAAUAUGAUAGAGAUACAACUAAGGUGUUGAAAUAAAUACUGAAAUAAAGUAUUGCUCUGU